GGGUGACCGGUCGAUCUACGAGCAUGAGGUGUUGUCGCGCAUCCUCGAAUCGAUUGUGACCGUUGAUCAGCUCAACGUCAGCGGCUUGCAGGGGAUUGAGUUGCUGGUUCGACGACUGCAGGUGAUUCGAGAGGCCCAUCGGAUCUUGCCAUCCAGCCCAGAUUACAGUUCGGCAGAGUUCUUCAUGGGCUGGAAGUAUCGGAAGGGCGCACAUGGAGUUGAUCCCGACCUUGCACAUCACGUUGCUGCGGAGUUGAAGUCGGAAGCAAUGAUCCUCAAGGAGAGCCGCAAGGCAAAGGAAGAAGCGCAAGAGGAUUUUGUCAGCACAGUGCGCCCCUAUCAGCGAGACUUGAUAUCCCUCCCAGAGACCGGCGACGAUCCCGUAUCGUUGGACCAGGUUUUGGAUGAGCAUGGACGACAAGUUCUUGGUGAUCCCCUGCGGACUAUGCCCCUUUCGGAUGAGGAGUGGGGUGAAGUGCUGGAGAAGGGUGAUUUGGUGUGCAUCCCGGAGGGCUCUACACUCUAUCUGGCCCAAUCCGACAUCAAGGACUACUUUUAUAGUUUAGCUCUACCUCAUGAACUACAGAGCCUCUUCUGUUUGCCUGCUAUCGCCAAGUCCGCCAUGCAGGACUGGGGCUUGGAUUUUGAUCAGGUUCCCGCUGUUGAGGGUAGUUCCGAUGGGUUGGAGUUCGGCUAUGUGGGUGGCGCAAAGGGUCCACACGCAUCUGUGCAUGGAGGAGGCCUUAGUCUGGAUCGCGUGAUCAUGGAGAGCAAGGCGCCCCCAGAUUUGUCAGAUGGUGAGGUGAUCAUCAUUCCGUACGCUGACAAUUUGAAUGUGGCAGGUAUUGACGAACAACGUGUUCAGCAGGUUAAGAACAAGAUCGUCGAUAGGCUUCGUGAGAUCGGUUUUCGAGUGCAUGAAGAGUUGGAAGCAUGUAGCAUUGGACAAAGCCUCGGCUUCCUCGUCGAUGGCGCCAAAGGUGUGGUGGCGCCCAUUCCGGAGAGGCUGCACAAGGUCAGAUUGGCGCUUGACUGGCUGGCGAGGCAGCCCUGGGUGACGGGGAAAAAGGUCGAGCGGCUCAUCGGACAUUGUGUUCAUUUCAUGCUCCUACGUAGAGAACUCCUGUCGAUCUUCAGAGCCAUGUACGACUUUGUGCACAAGAGCUAUUCGAAAAAACGACCACUUUUUGCCUCUGCUGCAAGAGAAGCUAAGUGGGCAUCAGCUCUUUUGGGUCUUUGCAGUGUAGAUUUGAGGAAGGACUGGAGUGGGCGGUUGUGUAGGCGCCUCUGUGCUCUUUUGCUAUGUGCCGAUUCCAUGCUUUCACCUCGUUGGAUUCCCUCUGAGUUGAACGUGGCCGACAAAGGUUCGCGGCGGUGGGAAUCGCAAAGAAAGAGAGAUGUUGCUGGCCGAGCCUGGGAGAAGAUCCAGCUCGAAAGGGUUGACUCAGCAGGAAGGAGGCCGGCCGACAAGGCCAAGACUCGAGCAGAGAUAGCGAGACAGAGAUCCGAUCCUCCUCGCUUCAAGGGACAGACAAACCUGGAGCGAGUAGCAGUGUCGGAAGCAGUGGCGAAAGACUACACCAGAAGGACCAACGAUCUGAGAUUCUUUGCACGACAGAGCAAGAUUUCCCUUCGAAGUGCGAAGAACUUGGACGAGGCCUGCACCUUGUUUCUGAACAACAUCUUCGAGCAGGGCGUAGAGCUCCACGAGGGCUCAAAGUUUGUGGCGGCGGUCAAAGACGCGUUCCCAGACUUUGGCCACAAGUCAGCACUGCCUCGAAUGAUCAGAGCACUUCAGGGCUGGACAAAGAUCGAUCCUCAGAAGACCAGACCACCUCUGCCUUGGGAGUUGGUCGCCGGCAUUGCAAUGAAGAUGCAGGCACGAACGCGGCACCAUGCGGCCUUGGCGGUGUUGACCAUGUUUUCGGCCUACCUGAGGCCGGGAGAAUGCCUGGGGAUCCAGAAGACAGACCUGGUAAGACCUAUGCCAAGACAGGAGCACCACACGCUCCACCUGCACCCUGCCGAGAGACACGAGGCCUCAAAAGUUGGGAUCUCGGAAGAGUCGAUUCAGCUGGAUUCAGUGCAGCUCCUUUGGUUGGGUCAAGCGUUGGAACAGCUUCAGACGGACGGGCCAUUUCUUUUCGAGCUGGGACACGCAGAGAUGGUCUCAGCUUGGAAACAAGCCUUGGUGGAUCUAGGACUGGAACACAACCACGCAGUCCUGCACCAACUAUAA
Durusdinium trenchii is the source of this 2239-nucleotide messenger RNA. The record is from the annotation of a GenBank genome assembly. NCBI's taxonomy places the organism in Eukaryota, Dinophyceae, Suessiales, Symbiodiniaceae.